GUUCGAUUCGUGUUUCCGGUGUUUCGAGCCGACGGCUCGUUCAGGAAUUCUCACGCUGCGACAGCCCGUAGGAGGAAAGGACCGAAAGGCGACGCGCGUGCACUCGAACGGAGACACCGCCGGAGGAGAUCGCGCGGAUUUCGCGCUCGGACUGCGCGCCGUCCGACAGGACGACGAUGCGCAUUUCGCAUUUCGUCGUCGUCGUCGUCGCGUGUGAGUGUCGUUCUUACGCGUUCAUCCCUCGUUGUAUCACGCGGGUGUGCGAGUGAAUUUCCUGCGAGGAGUAAGAGCAAAACAAUCGGAGAGGGAUAAGCAAAGAGGGAAAAGGAGCGAGGGGUGAGAGGGAGAGCGAGUAGUGCAUCAACGCGUGUGAAAUGGAUGGUACGCCAAAGAAAAGCGAAGCAGUGCUAAUAUAUGGAUGCCCAUGGGUGGAACUUGGCCGAAAUGUGCCAGCGCUAUCAUCACGCUAUACCGGCGACAGCGGCGGCGCAGAAUUCCUCGCCAGCUAGGGAUCUCUCGGCCGCUGCCAUCGCGCAGGGCUUGUCAACCGCCACGCACAUCGAUCAAGCCAACUCAUCUUAUUCUCACUACACGAUGCUGGAUAAUUAUGACAGGGGUGAGGUGACACCACCACCGGUGAGCAGUUACGGCGGCUCUUCCGGACUUCUGGCGCUCCAUUCUUCGCUUUAUGCGACUCCCACGUCGAGGGCCUACGACAUCGAUUCCGGGAUUGACGGCAACGACAACUCGAUGCCCAUCGACACCCAAAUCAUUUCGAUACCGAACAUGCUGAGCGGUCCUGCGCAACAACGACUGGAGGACAUGCCCUGGCUGGCUUCUGGCCCGUCGUUGGAAUAUCAGCAGGGCAUCUCGUCGAUUCCCGCGGGAGUGAAGAUGUGCCAUUCCGGCGGCGGCACCAUUCAGAGAAGCAUCAAGGAGCAACGAAUACGUCGACCGAUGAACGCGUUCAUGGUCUGGGCAAAGGUCGAGCGCAAGAAAUUGGCCGACGAGAAUCCCGAUCUUCACAAUGCCGAUCUCAGCAAGAUGCUCGGGAAGAAAUGGCGAGGGCUGACGCCGCAAGACAGAAGGCCGUACGUCGAGGAGGCCGAGAGGCUACGCGUGAUACACAUGCAGGAACACCCGAAUUAUAAGUACAGACCGCGGCGUAGGAAGCACGCGAAACGGACACCCGGUGCACCGUCCUCGCCGCCCUUAGCGACCAACACCGCGGGCAACAGGUCCAACCCCACGGGCACGACGAUUCAUCAUUCCAUGUCCAAGAUGGACAGUUACCAGAGUAUACCUCAGAUCCCGUGGGGCGGCCAUUCCCCGAUCUCAUCUCUGUAUCAUCAGCAGCAGCAGCAGCAGGGUAUCCAGGAGUACAAAUCGGAAAGUAAUUCGCUUUAUGGCAGCCCUUAUACGCCCAUUAUUCACACUCCGGACAUAUCUCCGGUGGCCAGUCCCGAGCCAGACGGCGACGGAGGUCAUCUGGCGUCCACUCAGAAUCCGGAUCCGGAACGAGAUCUGAUGGAGGGCACGUCGAAGCAACACGGAGAUAUGAACGACCAAACGAAACGAUAUACUUUUAUGAGUAGCGACAAUCAACUGCACGCGGCUCACGCCGGUAACGUCAGCAUAUCGUCGUGUCAGAACUCAGGCGGUUACACGGACACUUUAACGUACAAGAAAUCCGUGGGUUACUUGAACUUUGAGAGACAGUCGACGAGCAUCGCCGCGGUAGGCAUAGCGAACGGUAUGAUGGUGUCAUGCAAUAAACUACGCUCCGGUUUCGACAACGUCGGAUCAGUCACGGGCACGUUUUAUCCGCCGGUUGCCUCGCCGCACGAUCAAUCGUUGCAGCAUUACAGCGGCACGCAGUCGUCCAAGAGCGCGACGAGCUACUCGAUGCAAUCCACCGUCGAGAGUAAUUACAAUCCGGUCCAGUGCGCCAGUAAUCGGCAGCAAUCCAUUGGAAUACGCGGUGCUGCCGAAACCUGUUCCGGUACGCAUCGAUAUCAAAUGCCGCAUCACCAGGACUAUCAGACGGACGCGUCCUCCGGCAGCGCGCAGCAGCCGCCGCCGCCACAACAACAACAACAACAACAUGCGAUUCUUGGCGGCCACAUCGAUCCCGGCAUGAGCACCGAGGACGAUCAGCAGCAAGCGUUGCAACUGGAGAAGUACUUCAAGUAUUCCCAUCCGAUCAUAGCGCACUCAAGUCUGUCUUCGCAGAGCAUGCUGGACAGCAACCACAACUACGCCAGCGAUUUGCGCUACUACGGGGCAUCGCCGCAUACCCAGCUGGACAUAUCGACCUCGCAGUGCAUCGUCGAUGAUCAACAGGGUGGCAAGGACGUUCGUUGUGCUCCGAACGUCGGCGCGAUCAGUCACACCACCAUGGAGCAGUACCAUCAGAGCUUGGAAGUGUCCAAGUAUCCAGACCAUCACUCGGCUGCGCAACAGCAUCAACAACCGCAACAAACUUCGAAUAUGGACCACGUGUCCAAGGGUGAUGACGAUUUCAGUGUUAUACUUGCGGAUGUGCGCAAAACUUGCUACAGUAGCUAGUGUUUCUUCUUUUGUUUUUCGUGCAUGGAUGUCUCUCGCAGUUCGGGUCUGAACUUCAGAUCGGUGUGCGGAAAAACUUGUCUUUUGAUCGCGACAGAGGAAGGAACGGGACGCUUGUGUGUGCAAAUUUGACGUCGUCACGUGGCUUGGUGCUACUCGAAAGAAUAUAAAAACAAUUUUAUUCUCGCGAUAGAAAAGGUAUGUUUCGUUAAUUUCGGAAAAUUAGAGUAACUUUGAAUCUCUGUGAGGAAAGAUGUCAUUUUUGCAAUUUAAUUUUAUUUUAUUCCGCGACACGCGCGGACAACAAGGUUUGAUUGCAGUUUGAUUCUUUGGGAACUCUCUCUAUCCAUUAUGUUCGAGUAUCUCUUGUGUAUAAAAUAAGCACGAUCUCUUAGUGAAUAUUUCAGUUUAACUGAGAUUAUACAUUCAUGCGGAUCAGAGUGACGUGUAUCGGAAUUGUCGUCUGUUAACAAGCCACAGCAAAAUUGUGUUGAAUAGAAGUGAAUAUUAUAUUUUAUAACAUCUUUUAUCGCUAAAAAGAAUGUUAUAUAAUGUAUGAAUAAAAAAAUAACCCGCAUAAGAUAUAAAUAUUCAAGAACGACACUAUAAAUUAUGUUACAUGACACAAAAAAGUGUUUUUUUCUUUUUCUUUACUAGAACUCUUAUAAUUUUCUCAUAAAAGUUUCACACGUGUGAAUCUUUAAAACUUUAUUUACACGUGUUUUAUAUAUGAACAUAAAUUAUAAUAUGAACAGAAGAUAUUACAAUGACAAACGACUGAUAUUGCGCGGCUCUGAUUUAGAAUAGCAUAAAAAGUUGCAAGAAAGAAUUUUCAUACUCAUGUAGAUUUCACUUUUGUAGAGUUCAUUAUCAAAGUAAUACAGUAGCAAAGAUAACAGCGCGCGAUAUAACACACAAAGAAUAUUAAAGUUAUAUAUUAUUUUAUAUCGGAAAGCAUAUCAAUAUAUUAAGGGAAAGUUGUUUUGCAUCAAGUGUUCUCGUAUUUACAUAUACUGUGUGACACCAUUUGUCUUUAAUAUGUACUUAAACGGUUUAUCAUUUAAAACUUUAUCGCUUAAACGUUUAUCUACCUAAUAAAAAAAACUUUAAAGUAUUAGUUAUCUUGUUGUAUAUAAUUUAUUUUUGUUUCGCAUUUUUUACAUAAGUUUGGUGGGAAAAUGCGAGUGUGCGAUGCAAAACGUUUUCGAUGCUUGUGUAAAAAUGUGUAAAGAAAGAGAAAGAGGAUUCUGUGUGGAGAGAGGUUUAGAACUAAAUUAUUAUAAACUAUAUUAUUUUGCUAUUAUUAUAUGUUUACUAUUAUCAAUUAUUAACGUUAUUAUUAUUAUUAUUAUUAUUAUUAUUAUUAUUAUUAUUAUUAUUAAUGUAUUAUACUUAAUACAGAACCAUUUGUGAACAAACAUUUACUUUGCACAUACUUCCUCUAGAAGGAACAUCCUACCACACAAAAGAAUUUUAUAAUUGUGCACAUGUAGUGAAAUUAAUUUUUCAGGAUUUUCGUUUCAGGAGAAUCGUAUGUUAUUAAAAAUAUCACACUCAUUAUGUAUAUGUUGUGUAUAUAUAUUAAUUCUUUUUAU
Molecule: messenger RNA, 4163 nt
Organism: Pseudomyrmex gracilis
Lineage: Eukaryota; Metazoa; Arthropoda; Insecta; Hymenoptera; Formicidae
Gene: Sox15
Product: putative transcription factor SOX-15
Exons: 9
Coding region: 415-2568 (717 amino acids)
Biological process (GO): anatomical structure morphogenesis; cell differentiation; regulation of DNA-templated transcription
Molecular function (GO): DNA-binding transcription factor activity, RNA polymerase II-specific; RNA polymerase II cis-regulatory region sequence-specific DNA binding
Source: RefSeq, a predicted model, not a curated record